Messenger RNA from Cylicocyclus nassatus, 1026 nucleotides. NCBI's taxonomy places the organism in Eukaryota, Metazoa, Nematoda, Chromadorea, Rhabditida, Strongylidae. The record is from the annotation of a GenBank genome assembly.
AUGCAGUGGACAGAAGCUCCGAUCAACUGUUUCUUUCUUGGAAAAAGGGUGAUCGAAAAAGCUUCCACAUGUCAUCUCCUCGUUCACUAUUUUAUUUACGAAAAUCAACUACGCGGCCACGGAAGAUGCCACGCCUUGCGAGGACGCAUUCUAUCAGUCUUGCCCGCACUAAUCGCUAAGGUCUUGCAUCUUGCGUCGAGCACGCCCGGAGCUGAGUGCGCCCCUUCAUUACGAACGGAUUACGAAUACAGGAAGAAGCCAAGAAAAGAAGCGAAGCAGACCAUAAGAAUCAAGAACAAAAGCUUCUUUCCGCACAAAUGUCGGUUGAGAUCAAAAGCGAGCUUUCGAGCUUUUGUGCAGUUAUUGGCAUACGUUGCGAUUGGCACCCUUUCUAUUUGAAGAUUUUUUGAGGCCUCAUGUCGAAUGACUCCUGCUUGGUGAUAUUCAUGUCGAACUCAUUAGGAUGUGUUCCAAACAUGAUGCUGAAAGCAGGCGGUCGUGCGUGAUUUCCAAACUGCUUUGAGUGCCAUGGUUCGUCAUUAGAGAAUCAUGAUGUUAGUGUCAAAGUGUCUUGCUAUAGAAGAAAGGAAGGUCGGUUGGAUUGUUCACUGGAAAAGCUUGAUAAUUCAUGAUAUGCAAAUAUAUGUCGCCUUAUGGCAACCCAAAUGAUUGAUUUUACAUAGCCAGCAAGCCUCGAGUGACCAUGAUGGAGGAGAGAAGCUACGCAUAGCAUUACAAGAAGCGUUGAUGUAGUAAAAGAUUCUGGAAGGCGAAAAAGCCCACAGCCUUCUGGAGAUACUUCUUGGGAAAAAUUAUUCCGUUUUACGAUUAAUGUGAUGGGGACACUGUGGCGCAACAGGCUUCGCCAAGCAGCAACGGGUCGUCACGGGUCGGCGUAGGUAUCGUUCUUCAGAAAUGUUCCCAUAGGUACCACGUCAUCCCAAAACAGUCGAAAGGCAGCGAGCUGACGUGGUAUCGUCCUUUCCCCACAGUAUAGCGGGCGGAGCUUUGCCGACGUUUGCCAAC